AUUGUUCUUUCCACAUUACACAAUAAUAAUAAGAAAAAACGACCCCCGAUCCAUUCUUAUUGUCUACCAACUUGUCUUUUUUCCCUCUCUCCUUUCUCUUCAUCUUUACUGUUUAUCGUAUAUAAAAUCCACACGUCCAUCCGAGCCUCUCCUUCUCUCUUGUCUCCUCUUCCCCGUCUUUGUUUUAUAUAAAAGGUUUUAUGUCGACCAGUCAUCUUCCUUCUAUCCAAACCAACUUCUCCCACAUCUCUUCUAAAUAUUCAACAACAUCCCAUCAAUACCACACAAGCUCAUCUUCUCCGAGAUUGUCUUCGUCCAACAUGAACUUCCAAACCCGGUCCUACUCCACUCCCUCGCUAUCCUCGCGUGGAUCAAGUUCGUCUCUCUAUAGCCAGUACAGCUCCGCCUCUGACCGAUCCCUGUCAUGCUCGCCUGGACCAUCCACGCCUUGCGACAACAUGAGUCGUUCCCCUUCAUUUUCGCAUCAACGUCCCCACAAGUCCCUGAUGUCUCUGCCAUUGAAGCAUCAAGUACCGAUCCCAUUCUCAUCGGUUCUUCCACAGCCAAAGGGAUACACCGCCCACUCGUCCCAUCUUCAACAUCAUCAUCUCCCUUACCAUCAUCAGUCAUCUCCUCAAUCCAACAACACUCACUCAUACAACACCGGUUCACAUCCUUCUACGGUUUCAAGACAGUAUCAUCAUCAUCAGGCCUUGCCUUCUCCCAGAGAUUUCAUCUAUUCUUCUACUUCUCCCUCUCGAGAUCAUGCCUAUGAUCAUGUGGAUCAUUACUAUGCUCGCGGAGACCGAUCCUCUUUUAAUGGAUCAGCACAACCUCCAACUGAUUACUUUACUUCUCGACCCACCUCAUAUCACCAUCUGUCUACACCAACGACCCCAACCUCAGCAAUCAGUAUGGAUUCUAGAGUUCAUCCUCUUUCGCCUGCACCAUUGACGCCUCUUCAAGUUUCAACAACGCGAUCGAUUCAUUCAAGCCCCUUUAACAGCCCACGAUCUACUACAACUCCCGGUCGAGCGAUGAUGAUGAUGAUGAUGGAUGAGGAAUACUCGCCUUCGAUGUCCCGUUCCCCCUCGAUCUCCUCAGAUCGCUCCGUCUUUUCUCCAGAGCCUUCGUCUCCUGCUUUUGCUUCGGAACAACAUCAUUACAUGACAUCAUCUAAUCGUGGUCACUCGAGUGUUUCAUCGUCUGCUUCGACCUCCAUGUCCUCCUUGUCGUCUUCUUUGACCAGCAACAACUCUUCCUCCAAUUCUUUGGCAACUUGUUUAUUGCCUUCGUCGUCGUCUACAUCCUCCUCCUCCAACCCACAAUUGUUGUUGUGUCCUGUUUGCAGCCGAGCCUUCAAGCCAAGCAAGAACCAAAACUGCAAUUUGAGACGUCAUUUGAAGAAUGUUCACAAUAUGUCCCCUACAAUGCAUCCUCGCAAGUGCAAAUGGGAUUCUCUGCCCGAUGGUCGCGUGAAGGAUGACAAGGACCGUAAGGAACGUACUCGUAAGAGUAAGCGUCUUUGGGCUCGCAAGUUCCGCCUGCGACGCAAGGUUGAGGAAGCUGCUGUGGUGUUGAGCAUGCUCAGCCAGGCAGUCUAA
Messenger RNA from Lobosporangium transversale, 1604 nucleotides. RefSeq lists its product as hypothetical. The record is from RefSeq and is a predicted model, not a curated record. Lineage: Eukaryota; Fungi; Mortierellomycota; Mortierellomycetes; Mortierellales; Mortierellaceae. The coding region runs from base 201 to 1604 and encodes 467 amino acids. The transcript has a single exon.